AUGAAAUUGACAACUGUUCUGUUCAACCACUUCAUUCCAUUUAAACGUGUGCCGGGAUCGUUAUGGGGCGGUAAACAGCGAAAAAUCCCUCGCUUAACCGGUUCCCGAAAGGCCGCGUUUAUGGAUGAACUGCUUCUAACUCAGCAAAACGAACGUUAUCUCUCGAACCCCUAUAUUAGUCCGGAAGCCGAAGCCACUACACUGGCCGCUGAGCAGGUGCGCAAGAGCAUUUAA
Mesocestoides corti is the source of this 234-nucleotide messenger RNA. The record is from the annotation of a GenBank genome assembly. Lineage: Eukaryota; Metazoa; Platyhelminthes; Cestoda; Cyclophyllidea; Mesocestoididae.